Molecule: messenger RNA, 1329 nt
Organism: Oreochromis aureus
Lineage: Eukaryota; Metazoa; Chordata; Actinopteri; Cichliformes; Cichlidae
Product: CD209 antigen-like protein D
Exons: 5
Coding region: 201-701 (166 amino acids)
Molecular function (GO): signaling receptor activity
Source: RefSeq, a predicted model, not a curated record
GUUCAAGAAAGAAAAAUCUUCUUAGAGGUGCCGCUGUGUUUUUGGGACUGCUGUGUCUUUUACUGCUGACUGCAGCCAUCGCCCUGUUGGUUCUGUGGAUUUUGGAUAAAAGCAACUGGAACACUAGGAGAAACCAGCUUCAGGAAGAAAAGGCAAAGCUGAUCAGUGAGAGUAACGACCUACAGAUAAGUUAUGCUAAAAUGAAAAUCCUCAAUUCCAACCUGACCCAAAACAUAAGCCGAUUACAGAAUGAGAAAGACAUUUUGAAGGCCAACCUCACAGAAGAGAUAGAUAAAUUGAAAAAACAGAUUGAGCCGCCCUGUCCUGCCAACUGGACAAAGUUUGGCAGAAGUUGUUAUUUUCUUUUCACUUUAAAAAAAACUUGGAUGGACAGUAAAACAUUUUGUCCAGAUUCUGCAAUGGAUUCACACCUGGUGAUAAUAUCUACUAUUGAGGAACAGAUGUUUGCCAGCACAUUAAAGGGUCCUUUCUGGAUUGGUCUAACUGAUCGAGAAAAGGAAGGUGAAUGGAAAUGGGUCAAUGGCCAAAACGUCACCAACACAUACUGGAAAUACAAACAGCCGGAUAAUGCCAAAUCAGACGAACACUGUGUUGAACUUGCUGGAGAAAACCCCAAAUCAAACUGGAAUGAUUUGAAUUGUGAUCGCGAACGUCACUUUAUAUGUGAGAUUGAAAACUAAAUAAGCUGGUGUUUGGUGUCCUGCUCAACGAUAUUUCAGCUUCCAGUCUGGAGAAGCAAAGGAUUAGACUGUCAUGGUCCGGAGUCUGUGGACUCCGUGUUUAUGUUUUAGUUUAUUAAUCUUCUAUGGUUUUGUUUAUUUUGGGUUGUUUUCUAUGAUUAUCCCUAAUGUUUUGUGUCCUUUGUACUCUCCUGUUCCACGUUUAACGUUCCUAUGUUCUGUCUCCCCAGUCUGUUAAGUUUGCGUGUGUAGAGUUCAUUUAGUGUGUUUCCUGUUUUAUUUUGAAGGUCCGUGUCUCUUGUCAGUGUUUCUAGUUUCGCUUCCCCUUGUCUCGUUAUGUCCAAUUAAUCCCAGCUGUGUCUCCCUCCUGUCUCCCAUUCCCUGAUUGCCCUGUGUGUAUUUAAGCCCUUUGUUUCCUGUGUGCGUUGCUGGUUUGUCUGUGUGGUCUCCCUGCAUCUGUCGAUGUCUCCCUGCAUCUGUCGAUGUCUCCCUGCAGCUCCAUUUGUGUCUCAAGGUUUCAGGUUUGUUUUAUUCUUAGUUUUCCCAGUUUAGGUUUUGUCAGUUCUGUUCUCGCCACCCUGACCUUUUGUUGUAUGUCAUCCUCCUCAAUAAAGCUCACUCACAUCAG